AUGAGUCAAAAGUGUGCAAGAUCAGUUAUAAGUUAUCAUAAUACUAACUAUAAAUAUACAUCAGUACAAUAUAAAGAUCAAAAUGAUAGAGGAAAAAUGCACGGAUCUCAACGAGUUAUAAUGUUUUGCCUACUGACUACAGUUUUACCCACCACACUUAUAGUAUCAUCUUUAUAUUUACGAAAUAUAAGAUAUGCAGAUGUUAUGUAUAAAAUAUCAGAUUCAGAUGUUAUCCAAAUUCAUAAAGGGCAAUCGUCAAUAUUUUGUGAAAAACAUUCCUUAAAAAUGAAUAACACCUUUAAUGCAUUUCAAAUGAAAGGUAGACCUGAACUAUCCAGCAAAAGGAGACAUAUUAAAUUAAAGAAAUCUAUGACAUUACCAGAUGACACUUUAGAAUACUGGGGAUUUUUCCUUUUUGCUGGAGCAACAGUUGAUUUAAAAGCUUGUUCUAGAUAUGAAGGUUCGAAAAUAUUAGUUGUUAAAGGUGAAAAAAUACUCGACACUUGUGGAAUUCUAGAUGGUAGAAAAUAUAAAAAGGACCCGUCUUUAAUAGAUAAUCCAGAUCAAUUAUCAGUAACAUUAGAAAGUCCAAAGGGAAAUAAUGAACAAACUACUGAGAUUUCUCUGGAUCACAAGAAAAAGAGAGAUAAAGAGCAUUCUAAAGAACAAUUGUUUAGAAAUUUGGUAGAAGACACAAUGAAUAUACAUUUCAAUAAAACCGUUCAUAAAAGAUCUGUUGGAAACCCACCAUUGCAUAAUCCAAACACUGUGCUGGACACUGGGGUUUAUCACGGUGGUAAUGCAAACAAUACUCCUAACAUAACAGAAGAUGCUUCAAUAUCUAGUUUCGAAAAUAAUUUGCAUGAGUGUUAUCACGAAAACAUACUUAUGAAUAAUUUUUUUCCUUAUUCUAAAGAAUGUAAUAGUACUAGUUAUUUGGAAAAUACUACGACUUUAAAAGUUGAGCACAAAGUGCUGACCGACGGUUAUUAUUAUUAUAUAUUUUAUAGUGACAACGAUAUGGUGAAAAAUGAUAUUCACGUAAUAUUCGAUAUCUACAAACCAACAUUCCAAUAUACAAAUAUGUCUGAAUCUAAAGUGUGUCUCAACAGCACAGAAUGUGAAUUUGAUAUAAGUAUGUUUAGCGAUGAAUUAGUAAUUGUAGAAGUGCCCACAACUGGUGGUUUUAAAAAUGAUAAUUCUUUUAUUUUGACAUCAGUAUGUCGUCCACGUACUACAGUCUAUAUAUUUUUCCCAGUGUCGGUUUUGUUGUUAAUACUUCUUUUUGCAUUUUUAUGA
Messenger RNA from Parnassius mnemosyne (clouded apollo), 1299 nucleotides. NCBI's taxonomy places the organism in Eukaryota, Metazoa, Arthropoda, Insecta, Lepidoptera, Papilionidae. The record is from the annotation of a GenBank genome assembly.